Molecule: messenger RNA, 1803 nt
Organism: Cercopithifilaria johnstoni
Lineage: Eukaryota; Metazoa; Nematoda; Chromadorea; Rhabditida; Onchocercidae
Source: the annotation of a GenBank genome assembly
AUGGUACUCCGUGGGAAAAAUGCAGUGCUAGUGGUCAUUGGUGAUAUUGGUCGAAGUCCACGAAUGUGUUAUCAUGCUAAGUCAUUGGCGGACAAAAAUUAUCGAGUGCAAAUAGUGGGCUAUACAGAUUCGGCAAUACAUCAGUCCAUACAAGAGCACCCAUAUAUUAGUAUUACAUCACUAAAAUGUCCGCCAGAAUACAUCUGUAAAUUGCGGCCUAUCUUUGCUUUGGUACUGAAAUUUUUGUGGACUUUAAUUGUUCUAUUGUUGACGCUGUUCUUCCGAACAGAUUGGCCUCUGUUGAUUAUGGUGCAGAAUCCUCCUGGAUUACCAUCUCUUUUUGCUUGCUGGCUGUGUGCUCGUGUUAGAAGAGCACAGUUUAUCAUUGAUUGGCAUAAUUAUACCUAUUCAGUAUUACGCAAAAAAUAUAAUAUCGAUGAAAUACGCAUUGGUCGUGCGGCUGAUCGACGAAUGCAGAAUUCUUCAAAUUGUUCUGACGAUCAUGGCUUGGCGGUAAAUGAUGUCUCCGACAUGCGUGGAAAAAGAAUGACACGAGUAGAACGAGCUGUUCAGGCUGCGGCAGCUACAGCAAAUAAGAAGAAACGCCAAGCUGAUCGAAAGAAAAGAUGUUCAAUCAUGCAAAGAUAUGUUGAGCAGAUAUAUUAUUGGGAAGGUUACUUUGGUCGUCGUGCUGAUUUGAACGUCUGUGUAAGUCAUGCUAUGCGGCAAGAUAUGUUCGAUGCAUGGGGGAUAAAUGCAGCUACAGUAUAUGAUCGGCCUCCAUCCUGGAGCUUUCGGAAAUUGACUGAUGAAGAUCGACAUAAAUUUCUUUUGAAAUUAAUCGAUUACGAUGAAGAAUUCGAAAUUUUUAAACUUGUUAACAAUCCGGGCUUGCAUCGAGAUUGCGUUUUCGUAGAAGAAACGCUACUUUCUUAUCGUGAUAGUGAAGAUAAAGUCCAUCUUCGAAAUGACCGUCCUUUACUUCUUGUUUCGUCUACAAGUUGGACAGAAGAUGAAGAUUUUGGAGUCCUACUUGAUGCGCUUCGUGAAUUUGAUAAUAUUGCUAAACUUUCUUCAAAAGCGAAUCCAGCAACUCGUCUUCCAUUCAUAACAUGCAUAAUUACUGGACGCGGACCUUUACGAUCAUAUUAUUUGGGUCGCAUUGAGCAUAUGCAAAUGCAAAAUGUUGAAAUAUUAACACCGUGGUUAAAACCAGAAGAUUAUCCACUCUUGCUUGGUUGUGCCGAUAUCGGAGUCUCUCUGCAUACUUCCACAUCAGGUCUGGAUCUACCAAUGAAAGUAGUGGAUAUGCUUGGGUGUGGUUUACCUGUCAUUGCCAAACGAUUUGGUUGCAUCGGUGAGCUUAUUUCAGAUGGUCAUAAUGGGCGACUAUUCGAUACUUCUCAUGAACUUUCACAUAUCAUUAAAUCAUUGACAUGUGGUUUUCCUCUUCAUUGCAGUGUUGUUAUCAAAUUUUACAUAUUACAGCAAUUAAAUGCACUAAUAUCAAAUGUUCAUUCCGAUCCUUUAAUAUCGUGGAACAAAAAUUGGGAUGCGUGCAUGUGGCCAUUGGUGCGAAGUUAUGGAGCUUUGUCAAUUGAGGAUCUGUCACGACGUCAAAGAUUCGCUGUGAUCUCACUUCAAAAUGGGGUAGAAACUGUUGAAAUGCAUGACAUAUCGAAACCGAAGCAACAAGAUAAUGGUGAGCAUAAAAAUACCAGGUUUGAAGAUGGAACUGCAGAAUUGGGACUGGAAAUUAGAAAUAAUGAAGCAGUAGAUGAUUGUGAUAGUGAUUGUUUAUGA